Molecule: messenger RNA, 1663 nt
Organism: Truncatella angustata
Lineage: Eukaryota; Fungi; Ascomycota; Sordariomycetes; Amphisphaeriales; Sporocadaceae
Exons: 2
Coding region: 217-1299 (360 amino acids)
Biological process (GO): regulation of store-operated calcium entry
Cellular component (GO): endoplasmic reticulum membrane
Source: RefSeq, a predicted model, not a curated record
UCGACCACCAAAAUGACUGAAUCCAUUUUCUGAGGUUUGCCACACAAAAACACCACGAGGGGCAUUUUACAUCCUUGCCAGCUGUAAUAAACCAGCGCUCAGCCUUGCGCUCAAAAAGUAAACCCAAACCAUAUUUCCUGCACAAAUCGAAUUAUCAUCGCAGGACGAUCUCUCUUGAAAGCGAGAGAGAGAGAGAGUGUGUGUGUGUGCCAAACAAUGGCACGCUUGACACAAACCAGGCUCAAAAUGCCACACCUCCCACCCUCCCCCAUCCUUUCCUUCCUCGCACUCCUCCUGGCCCUCUCCUCCCUCGCCGUCACGCCGGCCCUCGCCGCCACCAAGCCCAAGAACGCCAUCCUGCUCUCGGACGUGCAGUCCCUGACGCUGCGGUCGGGGGCGCAGACGACGCACCGGCGGGUGCCGGCGGCGCCGCAGCUCAAGUGCGUCUCGUCCCCGCCGGUCUGCGCGCUGCACGACGUGGGCCUGAUGCGGUGCACGAACCAGGGGUCCGGGUACGGCGAGCAGGACAUACAAUGGUCGUGCGCGGCGGACCUGCCACCGUCGCUCAAGCUGGGCGCCACCGACGUGGUCUGCGAGGGCUACGCCCGCGCCGACGACGAGUACGUGCUCAAGGGCAGCUGCGGCGUCGAGUACCGCCUGGUGCUGACCGAGGAGGGCGAGAGGCGGUACCCGCACCUGUCCAAGACCGGAGGUGGUGGGUGGAGCAGCAAGCCAAACUCCCAGAAGCCGGCUGCAGGGCCGCAGGGUGAGGGCCUGGAUUGGAGCGGGGUCAUCUUCUUCAUCAUAUUCGUCGCGGUUCUGGUCUGGAUAGUAUACUCGGCCUGCGUAAGCGCGAACAACAAUUCAAAUGGUGCUACGAUGAGACGGCCUAGAAACGGGGGAGGCGGAGGCGGGAACGGAGGGGGAGGAUGGGGUCCAGGAGGUGGCGGCGGUGGUUUUGGUGGAUGGGGCAGUGAUGAUCCGCCGCCGCCCUACCCAGGAUCCAAACCGAACAGUUCUUCGUCGUCAUCUCAGCAGGGCUGGAGACCUGGGUUCUUCUCAGGUGCCGCAACUGGCGCGGCGGCUGGCUACAUGGCAGGCAACCGCGCGGCGAACCGUACGCAGCGGGAACAGCAGAGAAGAGAUUACGGAAGUUCGGGAUAUGGAGGCGGUGGAGGCAGUAGUAGCUGGUUCAGUGGCGGAUCUCCGUCGUCAUCAUCAUCGAGCCACAACGACAACGACUCUAGUUCGAGCACGAGAUAUGAGAGUACGGGUUUUGGCGGCACUAGUCGACGCUGAGGAGCCACGGCUGCUACGCAAAAUCAUGAUGCCAAGAGCAUAAGGCUUACAGCGAGGCGACCAAAACUUUCGAGUUACAUAUGCCCGACACAAAAGCAAUUUACGUACCUACUCAAAAUAAUUUCUCUGGUGCACAAUCGAUCCUGUAAUGUUGCUGAAAUUCUCUUUAUUGUGUCGGGUUCAAGACUCCCUUGUAAAUGUCCUUCCGACAUUGCGCACAUCUGCUAUGCGCUCUAAAUUACUUAUCCUGUUCGAAUUCAGUUGGACCCCAAGCAGUGAAAAUUUGUAACCGAUUUUCUCGGGGCGUUGCAUAUGGUAUCAGUGAUAGUUUGUGAGUCACUGACCAUACGACAACCCGGCUCUG